Malassezia globosa CBS 7966 is the source of this 2763-nucleotide messenger RNA. RefSeq lists its product as uncharacterized. Lineage: Eukaryota; Fungi; Basidiomycota; Malasseziomycetes; Malasseziales; Malasseziaceae. The transcript has a single exon. The record is from RefSeq and is a predicted model, not a curated record. Bases 1 to 2763 code for a protein of 920 amino acids.
AUGUUCACUCAAACAUGGAUCAUGACGACGCCAAUCUCGCAAAUCACGUACCGCAAUUUCUCCGACUUGUUUUUCCCCUUGUUCAUACCGGCUGUACUUUCAAUCUUCGCAAAUCUAAUGAUCCCGCGUACAGCAUACCGCACAUAUUUCCGAUGUAUGUCAUCGGCUCUAGACGCUAUAACAGGUCUCAUGGAGAUUUCAAUGACGAACUUCGAGAAAGAGCUCGUCGAAUGGCAAAAAUUUGUCAGUCAAAAUCCAGAUAAUUACUAUGAUGCACAUGCAUUUGAACAGUCUAAUAAUGUGAGCAGCUCACUCAAAGUCCUAAAAGAACGUGUAAGUGUCAUGAACCGCGCUUUGUCUGCCUCUUUGCAUGAGGUCACUUGGUGCAUUAUCCCUAUUUCUGAAACAAAUCAUCUUAGGACAUUUAUUGUCGAUACCUCAACAUGGCUAAAAAGUGGAAUGGGUUUGUCCAUUCCGCAAGUGGAUUUCGAAGAUCCCCUCUUCGACGAAACUCGCGACGCGGAGGAUGAUGAAGUAAUAUCUAUGGCAGAGUCCACCACGUCUCUUCGAAUGACACUGUCUAACCCACAAUCUAUGUCUGUUCUACAAAUGAACAAAAUCGAAGAAGUCGCCCGCUCCUUGAGAGAUUUGGAAUCAGCUAUUCUUGAUGUCAUCGGCUUAUUGAAAGUUCUGAUCAACAAUUCUAUUCAUAACUUUUCUCAAACGUACCCGCGUUCUUCGAGUGUAACAUUCGCAAAGGCUAUUCAUCAUGCUCGCUUAGGCGACAGUGAAAAGUUCGGUAAUCCAAUGGAGAUACUUUCAAAUACAGAAAAAGAGUUGGAAAAUGCCAUGACUAAAUGUAACAUGCACUUGCAUCUUCUUCUCAGGGCCCGUGGAUUUAGGGAGUCUCACGAAAAUCAAGCCCCAACACCGCCGGCCUCUGUAAAUUCAUCAUCAGACCCAACAAAGAAGUCGGAUGAGGAAGCGAAAUCGACACAAGAUCAAUUCCGCAAACCGAAUUUAUUUUGCACUGACAUGUAUGUGGUAUGUCAAUUUUAUUUGUCGCUUUUUCAACUCGCUAGGCGAGCGAAAAACACUUUGAAUCUGUCGGUUCCUAUGCUCGAGAAGCUGGUCAAGCGUCGACGAAGAUCCAUCUAUCUGCCCCGAUUUGAUUUUCUACGGUGGAUUCAAUCGACCAGCGGCAUUAGUCUAUUUCAAAAUGCCACAACUGACUUGUACUUACCGUCGCAUUACGCAAAUCGGGGACAAGUCGGCACAACGGAUGACAACAACGAUGAACACUCAGACAACAUCGCUCACAUAUUCGAGAAUCCCAACAAAAAGACAAAAUAUAAAACGUAUGCACAAAAUGUAGCUCACGCCAUGAGAACCACACGCAAGAAUGUCCGUGGCAAUACACUUUGGUCGCAUUUCAGGUAUCGCGUGAUCAGUAUAUUGCGGUCGUCCCCUGUCAUGAAUGGACGAAUUUUCAUUUCGACGGUGCUGCAACAAGUAAAACACUCAAGCCAUGUCCGGUUCGCUCUCAAACUAGCGAGUGGUGUAACACUAUUCUCUGCGAUCGGAUUCGUAUAUCCAAGACAAGAUCAGUGGUGGCGCCAGUGCAAGGGGCCUUGGCUAUUGAUUGCGUACACUUGGUCACUUGAAGCGACAACAGGAGACUCGUUUCGCAUCGCUAUCUUCCGAAUCAUCGGAACAAUUCUGGGUUCACUGUUUGGAUUUUUAACGAUGGAGAUCUCGCGCGGAAAUCCGUGGGGAAUUAGUGUCAUGAUCAGCUUUUUUUCUGUUAUCGCCAUCUUGAUACGCAUGCGACCCAGUCUCGUUCCCGUCGGCGCUCUGACAGGCUUUACGACGCCACUCGUGGCAAUAUUGGCAUACCAAAGUCCGCGAGGUGACGCGCCCAUACAUGAAGCACUUUUACGUGGGUACAUGAACCUUCUUGGUAUUGCUGCUGCGCUUGUCGUCAAUUUGGUGUUUUGGCCGUAUCAUGCUCGGACUCAGUUGAUGUACAAAUUGUCAGAUACAUCUACACUACUCCAAAACUGGUAUUUGACGAUGGCGCGGCAAAUGCUGUACAGAGGGUUUAAAUCUUCGCCCAAGCUUCAAGCUGGUUACAUCGAGUUGGAGAAGUCAAUCCGCUUGCACUUGACAAGCUGUGAAGCACUUAUGCGCGUCAUAUCGAGUGAACUCAGUCUGGUUCCCAAGCCGAUCAAGAUCAUGCAUCGCAUUUUCGAGCAUUUGGAAAUGAUCUUCACGUUGUUUAUGACUUUGCGAAUGUGUCGAGAACAGGAGUAUCGAACUGGAAGCGAACUCGCUGUAUUACAAGUGCUGCACCUGCGUCAGGAGCUGAUCUCGUCUGUGGUGCUGGACUUGUGGCUUGUGGCGCAAUCCAUGAUCACUCGGGCGCGGCUACCACAGUCACUACCUUCGACAAAACGCUCGAUGGAAGAGGGGAUUUCAGCGACCGCCCUUGGAUACCAUGAGCUUGUAUACUAUAACUCGCCUAAUAAUAUUUCCUCACAAAGACCCAUUUAUGAUGGACCUUUUCUCCGUCAAGAGGCAUAUCCUAAAUUAUCUAGCACGUCAUCAUAUGGUGAAAGGGGCUAUGCGUCACACACGCGGACAAUGGAGGAUACGAUGUUUCUGCUAGCAGAACAUUCCAUAUUGUCGCAGAUUGUUUUCUCUUUGGAGUGUCUUUUGCAGCUUAUGCGCUUCAUGCUGGGCGAGCUGCGUCUUGUAAACUAA